CGCUUUAUCGGCUCAGUUACAUUGCGCUUGGGAUGCAGCGCCAGGCUUUCCGUAUGGCAGCCUCCAUACGACUGGUCAGGCCGAGCACAAGAUCUUUACAUCGGUGUAGCCUAAUAGUGUCGCUUGGCAAUCAAGUGAGACUCCCCAACCUUUAGGGUGGAGGCGAGGACUUCUACCUACUUGCUGCCUUACCUUUGUCGGGGUAUAUAGAGGGGAUGAUGUCCUAUCUCCUGCAGAGCUGAUCUAUGGUCCCAACCGAAAGCUACUAACCCUCGGGUUUGGCAACAUCUUCUCACGAUGCGUACCGUCCUAUCGUCUUUGCUUCUCGGGCUUGUCGUCACCGCAGCCGCGGCUUCCCUUGACAGCCACCGGGUUCGACGACAAGCCAGCGAAGUUCCCCCGGGUCCGGUCGAUCCCGACGCGCCAUCCGACUGCACCUACUUCUAUACGCCCCGUGACGUCUCGGACAACUGCACGCACAUCGAGCAGGCGCAUGGCCUCACACACGAGGAUUUCGUUAAAUGGAACCCCAGUCUCAAGGCGGACUGCAGCGGCAUCAAGGUCGGCAACUCGUACUGCAUCGAGGUGAACUACGGCGUUCCCUCUCCGACGACUAGCACGACGGCACCCACCAGCACAGCAACCACCAAGCCCAGCCCGACCCAGUCCGGACUGAUCGACACGUGCACCAAGUUCUACCGCGCCGUGCCGGGGGACUACUGCGUCAAAAUCGCCGCCGAGCUCGGCACCUUCACCUUCGCCGACUUCCUCGCGUGGAAUCCAGCCGUUCGGUCCGACUGCAGCGGACUCUUCGCCGGGUGGUACUACUGUGUCGAGGCGCCCAAGCCAACGGCACCCAGCACCACCACCACCACCAGUUCGACGGCGACGCCAACCGAGACGUGCAACCCCACGGCGCCGACCCCCACGCAGCCCGUGGCCAUCUGUGGGUGCACCAAGUGGCACGAGAUUGUCAGCGGGGAUACUUGCAGUGUGAUUAUCCAGAAGUACGGACUGGACGGGAGGGAUUUCUACAGCUGGAACUCGAAUGUGGGUGGGCAAUGCGAGUUGCUGCUGCUGGGGUAUUACGUCUGCGUCGGGGUUUAAGGAGGCAGAUGGGCAAGCAGGGCUUAGAACUGGUACUAGUAGUUAGAAGCAGGGCAGGUCCAGCACGUCAACAUCACCUUAGGUAGA
Chaetomium strumarium is the source of this 1194-nucleotide messenger RNA. RefSeq lists its product as uncharacterized. Bases 298 to 1107 code for a protein of 269 amino acids. The record is from RefSeq and is a predicted model, not a curated record. The transcript is spliced from 2 exons. NCBI's taxonomy places the organism in Eukaryota, Fungi, Ascomycota, Sordariomycetes, Sordariales, Chaetomiaceae.